Molecule: messenger RNA, 2361 nt
Organism: Eremothecium cymbalariae DBVPG#7215
Lineage: Eukaryota; Fungi; Ascomycota; Saccharomycetes; Saccharomycetales; Saccharomycetaceae
Gene: COS111
Product: Cos111p
Exons: 1
Coding region: 1-2361 (786 amino acids)
Source: RefSeq, a predicted model, not a curated record
AUGAAUGAAGACAUGGCCUUACGGAGGGAUAUUAAUAUUGUUAAUACAGACUAUUCUAGAUAUGGGACUUCAAUCUUUGAAACAUUAUAUUCGGAUGAUAAGAAGCUGAAAGGUGCUAUACCGUCCUUUUCUAAGCAUAACACUAGUACUACUGUGUUAUCCAACGGCUACUUCAACGGUAAAGAUACUAGGAAUCGUGUCCUGAGGAGUUAUCGUUCACUGCUUGAUAACUGCAGUUCGCCCUCUAAAGCAAAGAGGGUCAUUAACAAGAUUCAUGAUCAUGCUUCUUGUGAAUCACUGUCUCUUUUUUAUUCCAAAAGUAUACAUUCUUUCCUUUCAAGGGAACUUGUAAUUCAUGGUGCCAAGGAUGGUACAAUUUCAAAAGAACUUAGGCCUUAUCUGGAUAUAAAUGCAUUGCCUAUUGAGAUCUUAACUAUAAUACUUCGAAACUUGCAGCAUUCUGAUAAUCCUAAUGAUUACAAGAGUUUGAUAAAAUUGUUGUAUGUUUCCAAGAAGUUUUAUCUGGCGGCUAAGGUUUUAGUUUAUGAAAGCCCUCAGUUUACUUCUUCAUAUAGGGUUGGUCAAUUUGUGACAUCGAUUAGAUUAAAUCCCGAAAGUGCUAAGUUAGUUAAGCAAUUGGAUCUUAGUCAACUUCGUAAUGGAUUAAUUGAAGAUGAUUGCCAAAAAACCGAAAUCAUUACGCAGCCAAGCAAUAGGCUUGCCGAACGUCGGACUUCUAAUGUCGAUUUACGUGAGGUAGUUGAAAGCGAUGCACCACUUCCAGAUGUGGCGCUUGCAACAUGGAGGGAUUGGCGGCUUCGUUUUGAUCCUUUGUACAGCUCACCGAUUUUGAAUAGUUACAAUUUGAAAAGGAUUCGGUAUUCAAACACUGGUAUUGGACCCACAACUUCUAUUGGAACAAGUGGCCAGAGAAAAACAAGGCGUUCAUAUUAUUCAAUCUCUUCAACUAUCAGCUCAUCGUUGCAUCCAAGGUCCCAUUCUCUUACAUCUUUUAAUGAUAAAUCAACAACUAUACGUAAGAGGGUUAAAGACAUUCGCUGGAUAACAUCACUUUUUGGUUUACCCAAAACGAAAAAGCACUUGGGAUCUCGUCAUAAAACCAUUAAGAGAUGUAGAGAGCAAAAUGAUGGUAAUUUAACAGUUAAGGCUAUCAGAGCUGCUUCGCAGCAUGUCCAUCAAUCAGAAACGCAAAAGUCCGAUACUCAGCGACACCCUCAUGCUAAUAAAUUCCUCUUAAAAUACACGGUAUACAAAGACAUCCCUAUUGGUUACCUUUUACAUAUUAUUGAUCAUUGUUCAAGUCUACACACCUUAAAUAUUUCGAAUUUAAGCAUUUCAACUGACUUUGAGAUAGAAACCAAGGAGAAAAGCAAUCCUAUCAAUUCAUUGAUACUUGAAGAUAAUCACCAGGAGGGAAGUAAAGAACUUUCUGAAGGAAAAGUGGGUCGCAAACUUCAAGUAGUUUAUCUUUCUGAUUCUGAUAAGUCGUAUGAAUUUUACAUUGCCCAGUCAAACUCGGAAAAAUUACAUGUACCAAGCACGUUCUCUCACCAGAACUCUCACCGUAUACUAUAUCCCAACUUCCCAAGACCAAUAGAUGCUAGCACCAAAUUUCGCACAGAAACAAACAGAAGUCAAAAUAGAUGCAUAUCUUACAGCUUGAGGCGCCUUUCAGAACAUGAUAUAUUUAACAGACUCUGCAAAUUACGGUCCCUCCGUCAUUUAGAAGUCAAUGGCGUGAGUUGGUGUUCUUCGGAACAUAUAAAGCAGGUACUGAUUCACAAUUAUUUAUCGGAGAAUUACCUCCUUCACGCAAGUUUUAAGGGUACUGGACUAGUACGCGAUGCUCCAUGGUCCUCUGCCGGCUCAAUUCGUAGCCUUGUGGCUCUUCUAGUUCUCUCUGAUCUUGCGAAGAGGGACGAUUUCGAGAUAGAGAAUCUAUUUAACGUUCGCACUAAUUUCUUAAAUUAUGGUGGUCCAUUAGCACACCCUGAUAUGCUAGAAGCUAGUAAUUCCUUCUAUCUUUCUUCUGCAAUAACAACUCUUACGUCGAAUGGCUAUCCUGCUUUCAAAUUAUGCAUAAUGAAAUCUGCGCAUUUUUCUGUGGAAAUAGGCCGUUGCAACGACGCCGUGCCUAUGUCUGCAUCAGAUUCAAAAGGGUUUGCCCUUGGCAUAAAGAUCUACCUUGGUACGUUACAAAAUGAUCAUCAGCAUUUCGAAUCCCUUUCUAAACUUCAUACUUUAUGUUCUCAGCUGCUCGAGCGUGUCAAUAGACUUCAUGAAGGGCACAGACGUCGCCACAUUGGAGAACAUUAUCAGAUAUCUUUCUUACCACUGUGA